Capronia coronata CBS 617.96 is the source of this 510-nucleotide messenger RNA. RefSeq lists its product as uncharacterized. Bases 1 to 510 code for a protein of 169 amino acids. Lineage: Eukaryota; Fungi; Ascomycota; Eurotiomycetes; Chaetothyriales; Herpotrichiellaceae. The record is from RefSeq and is a predicted model, not a curated record. The transcript has 2 exons.
AUGCAGCCCCCACCACGCAUUGUAAUCACCGGUGCUUCAGGUAGCGUGGGUGUUUUGGCCAUGCCGCUUGCGAGGGUGAUCGGCGCAUACAUCGUCGGCACCUGCGGCACAUCGAAUGUUGACUUUGUCAGAGACCUCGGGGCCGACGAGAUCCCUGACUCCAAGCAGAACAACAGUAGAACAUUGGCUGAGAAGGAUCCAUCUCGCAAUCUGGAUUUCGUGCUAGACUGCCGAGGUGGCUCAUCACUCGAGCAAGCAUGGCAUGAAAUCGAGGAUGGCGGACAGGGUUUGACAAUUGUGCCGCCUGCAGACAUGCACUGGGUUGUGCUGCACCCGCCCGAGGACGCGAGCAAGACUAUCUCUGGAAAGUUCUUCGUCAUGCACCCCUCUGGCAAGGUCAAGGCGAGAGUGGACAGCGUUUGCCAGUUGGAUGAGCAUCGGCAAGCAUUCGAAAGAUGGGGUUCGGGUCGCACAAGGAGCAACAUUAUCCUGAUCAUUGACGAUGAGUAA